AUGGAAGGUCUGAGGAGAAACUUCGGAGGCAAGAGUCAGCAAGAGUUCAGUUGCAUCCUCAUCGAGCGUAGCCUCUUCUUCCGCAAGUUCUUAUGUGGUGCCAUCGUCACCGCCGAACAGGCAGAGGCCGCGCUCCCCCUUCUGCGCCUCCUCAUCCUCCCCGUGCGGCGUCGUUGGCUCCGCAGCCACCGCGACAGCUUUGCCUGGCGCCAUGAUACCACGGUAGUUGCGCUCGGCUAUGAAGUGUUACUGCUGCUGCUGCAGUUCCUGUACAGCGAGCAGGUGUCUCUAGUGUCGUGGAAGAGGGAACCCCGACUAGGCUGCGGCGAGAGCGGCUACUGGCACACCCACUGCACCACUGUUGUGGACCUCGCACUCGAAACCCUCACUGCCGCCUACUCCUUCGGCAUCGAGGAGCUCACCCUUCUCACCCAGGUUGGUCUCGAGAUAUUGAUGCUCCUUUAA
Phragmites australis (common reed) is the source of this 465-nucleotide messenger RNA. Its product is annotated as BTB/POZ domain and ankyrin repeat-containing protein NPR5-like. The transcript is spliced from 3 exons. The record is from RefSeq and is a predicted model, not a curated record. Gene Ontology annotation, biological process: plant organ development. NCBI's taxonomy places the organism in Eukaryota, Viridiplantae, Streptophyta, Magnoliopsida, Poales, Poaceae. The coding region runs from base 1 to 465 and encodes 154 amino acids.